AUGAAGUUCCCACUGGUGCCGCUGGUAAACGACCUCACCUUUUCCUUUCUGGUUUUCUGGCUCUGCCUGCCCGCGGGCUUGCUGCUAUUCCUGUUGGCCAUCUGGCUGUGCUUCUUGCUUGGCCAAGAUUCAGAGGAGAACGCCUCCAGCUUAUGCUUUGAUUGGGAGCCCUGGGACAAAGGGCUGGCUGAGGUCUGCUGGGAGGAGGUGUUCGAUAGCCAGGAGGAGGAGAGGCCCCUCUGGUGA
Messenger RNA from Echinops telfairi (small Madagascar hedgehog), 246 nucleotides. It is a transcript of the gene ADIG, whose product is annotated as adipogenin. Lineage: Eukaryota; Metazoa; Chordata; Mammalia; Afrosoricida; Tenrecidae. Gene Ontology annotation, biological process: white fat cell differentiation; brown fat cell differentiation. Bases 1 to 246 code for a protein of 81 amino acids. The record is from RefSeq and is a predicted model, not a curated record. Gene Ontology annotation, cellular component: nucleus; lipid droplet; cytoplasm. The transcript is spliced from 2 exons.